CACUAAACUAACCAUUACUUUUAAAUAAUAAUAACAAGAAAUGACCCCCGUAAAAUGAGUGAAAUUUUCAUUCGGACGUGAGUUUUCGUCAGAGUCGCUUCGUGUCAUCUUGAAUAUUUAACUUAUUGUUUAAAUCUCUCACCUGUUAACAUUCAAUUUUAUGAGUGUUAUUAUUUAUAAUUAUUUAAAGUCAGUGAUGAACAAAUUUAACAGAUUAAAAAAAAAAAACGUCUACAUGUAUUACAUAUUCAUACAUUUAGAGGAAUUUAAUAUUUUUUAAUCACUAACGUGCGCUUCUUUAAAUUUGUGCGCGUAAAUAAAUAAAAUUUAAAUUUUAGUGGUCGGUGAAAAAAAGUUUUUUUUAAAAUUGUAAUUAAAAAAAAAGUGCAUCAAAAAUUAGCGACUGCUGCCAUCUUCUGGUCUACUAAAAAUUACCAUUAUUUUUGUUUGCUACAAUGAGUGCCAGUUAUGAUUGUGUGUCGUUGGAGAUAUAUGUGGACACACGUGUUUUGGUUAAAAUCACAAAAAUGACUGGAACAUGUAGACUUUGUUUGAAAGAAUCAUCAAAAUUGUCACCGAUUUUUUGUAAUAAACAAGGGAGAGAACAUUUUUUUGAUCUUUAUCGAAAAAUUUUCAUAUGCUGCGGGAUUGAAAUAAAUGAAUAUGAUGAAUUAUCGUCGUUUAUAUGCAACGACUGUGUCACCAAACUCAAUGCCGCGUAUGAUUUUCGCUUAGUAUGCCAGCGUUCCAAUUCAUCAUAUUGUCAACUGGAAAAACAUACAGACCCAUGCGAUUGUUUGAACUCAAAUGCCGAAGUUGAUAGUUCGAAAGUCAAAACAAUAAGAAAAAUCUGCGAGUCAACUAAAAUUGAUCAAUAUCUAAAAGUAGCUGCUAAAUCAAAUGCAGAUACUAAAGAUUCCAAUAAAAAUACCGCGACAAUUAAUAAUAAUGUUGAGGCUGUUCAAGUUAAUGGGGUAUCAAAAAAAAUUGCUGAUGAUAAUCAGGUUAAUGGGUUAUCAGUUAAAAAUGCUGAUGGUAAAAAGGAUGAUACUGAUGUAAGCAAGACUGGUAGUUCUAACUUGAAUAAAAAUGCUGGUGACAAAGCAUCUAGAGUUAGUAUUAGUGAUGAAUCAAGUGGAACUGAUGACGGAACUGAAGAGUUGUCUUACGAACAACGUAUAGAGAUGGCUAGAAUUAAGUACAAAGAUAUUUUAGUUCUUAAUAGACUCAAUAUACCUCCAAAAACGACUGCUAGUUUUAUGAACCCGACUGAUGCACAAAUAAGCAAAACUACUAAUGAUAAAAAUAAUUUAGAAAAAGAUGCAGAUGGCGGAGACAAAAGUUAUUUUAUUGAUGGUAAUGUUAAGGGUGCUCAAGUAGAUGAUAAUUUAAAUAAUAAUGAUAAUCUUAACGUCAAUGAAAAUGCCAAUGUUCCAAGUAAAGAUAAACUUGGAGAAGCUAUCAAAGAACAAAUUAAAUUAUCGGCUGAACAAAAUUUUUUAGUAAAUAAUGAUAAAGAUAAAAUUGUCGAUGCACAAGUUAAAGAAGUAGAUCAUUCUUUUGAUGUACAAGAAGAAAUAGUCGUUGCGUUUGAUGACACUAUUCAAGUUCGUGAAGAAAUAGCCAUUGAAGUAAAUGACCCCUGCAACAUACAAAUUGUUAUUCCAAAGAGAUCUCUUGAUAAAAUUGUUGAAGAAGAAGAAGAAGACGACGAAGAAGAAGAAAGACUUGCUGCGGACAAUUUAACUGAUAGAGGACAAAACAGGGUUGAAGAAAUAGUUGAAAAUGUUGUUGAGGAAGAAGAAGUUAAUGAAGAUCAAGCUGCAGACAAUGAGAAAACUGCUGAAGAAGUUGCCACUGAUGACCAAGAUUCCAGUACUGACGACCUCGACAGCAGUGUAGCUAAAGAUAUUGAUACCAGUAUUGAUAAACCAAAUAAGUAUUAUAAGAAUAAUCCUCAAGUGCCAAAUAAUGAUAAUGUUAAAAUAAGUAGUAAAGACAAAAAAUCAACUUCACGUAAAAGAACAAGAUCUAACCAGCCUUGCACUGUCAGUGAUAAAUUUAAUGAUAGUGAUGAUGAUACACCUCUUGCUGAUAAAUUAAAUGAAUCAAAACGCCGUAGGUCAGCUGAGGCUAAAAAAUCUAGUCUUGUUUUACGUGAAGAUGAUCAUUGUUAUGUUAACCAAGAAGAUAAGUCAGCUAAAUCAUCAAGUAACAGCAUCGAAGUUGAAGUUGAAGUUCACUGUACCAGAGAUCUUACUCCUGAUUAUCCAGUGGUAUCUUCAAAGGUAAAUGGGCAUGUUAAAGUCCAGAAAGAUGUUCCGAAGGAAGCAGUAAAUAAAAGUAAAUCUCAAAAUUUUACUAAAAUAAUUAGUGGACUUGAUAAAAUUUCUAUUGAUUAUGAUCAGAUAUUAGACGUGCAAGAUGAUAUAGCCAUUGAAGUUGCUCAUAAUAUUGAAAUAUUACCUGAAAAUGCUCAGAGUAUUGACUACAGCGUUGGAAUACCAGACGAUGAUCUCCAAGACUCAAGUGAUGACACCCAAGUGCCUAAAAAUAAUUUAGAAGUAGCGAGCAGUGAUUCUGAUGAUGAAGUAAAUCAGGAUAAAAAAUUACAGAGUGUCAAGGGAAAAAAAAUCACCAAAUCAAUGACUAAUCGUGGGGAUGAUGGUGAAGAAAAUUUUUGUGAUGGACAACUGCCUAAAGAUAAUGUUAAAAAAAGUAAGAAGAAAGAUUUGAAUAAAAAUAAAAAAACGUCUACAAAUUUUUUAGUUAUUAAGAAAAAUGUUAAGAGUAGUACUAAAGUGCCUAAAAAUAAGUUUAAGAAAAAAAAAGAUACAACAAAGAUUUCAAAUUUAAAGAAAUCUAAAUCAAAACCCAAAACCGUCCGUCAAGAGUUUGAUGAAGAUUCUGAAAGUAAAAAAAAGAACAAAUCAUCAAAAAAUAAAAAGAAAUUAAAGAAAAAACCUCCAAGCAGCGAUGACUCUUAUCAAGACUUGGACAGUGAAGCUGAUAGUUCACCGGAAGCUAAGACCACAACCAACCUCGACAGUGAUGACGAUUCAUCAGAUUUUAUUGGUUUCAAAAGAUCUAGACCGCUGCGAUUUUCCAGUUUCAUGCCGGAGAGCUCAAUUAAUGAGAGCGUAAGAAAUUUAAACGAUUCGAAGAGAAGAAAAUCGACUCCAAGACGUAAAUCAACUACGGGUAGAAUGGACCAAAAACAAGUUUGUAAAUAUUGUGGUACGAGUUAUCUAUACCGUAAACCAUUAUUCAAACAUAUGAAGCAGCGACAUGGUAUCGACAGUGAGGAUUUGAUUGAAAAUAAAAAUGUUAUUGUUUGCCAGAAAUUUACGCCCCCAAGUCAAAUUCCUCUUACUAAUUGUUUUGUGAUGUUAAAUCGUAUAUAAUAAUUAUUGAUUAUAUAUUUAAAAUUUAUAAACUGUUUAUUACAUUAUAUUUAAUAUUUUUUUAUAAUGCAAUAACUAUUUCAAGUGUUAUUAGUAAUAUAUGCUCAAUAUUUAAACACUAAUGUAAUUUUUAUACCUUUUUCACUAUUAAAAAAAAAAAGAAAAAAAAAAUAAGUAAUUUAAAAUUUGUGUUUUUUUAUUUUAAAU
Microplitis mediator is the source of this 3611-nucleotide messenger RNA. Its product is annotated as dentin sialophosphoprotein-like. Gene Ontology annotation, molecular function: zinc ion binding. The transcript has 3 exons. Gene Ontology annotation, cellular component: nucleus. The coding region runs from base 456 to 3404 and encodes 982 amino acids. The record is from RefSeq and is a predicted model, not a curated record. NCBI's taxonomy places the organism in Eukaryota, Metazoa, Arthropoda, Insecta, Hymenoptera, Braconidae.